CUUCGAACCGAUUCAGACUCCAUUGUUGUUCGGGGAGUGUGGUUGCUCUAUAGUCAAUCAUGCAGAAAGAACGACUUCUUAUUUUGGCGGCCCUCGCCUGCCAUGGCCAGUCGGGCAAAAAUGCUAUAUUUACUGGUUACCUGUGCCGCCAUUGCUUUUUUCAUUGUCAGAGGUGCAAAUGUUGCCCCUUGGGGUGUUGCUGUAAGUGUAUUUUCAAUGGAGUCCACAAAGAUACCUUCACCCUGGAACUCCUCCAACUCCUCAGUUGGCAUUGUUCGCACUUCGGAACUUUCCACGGCGCCUCCAAGAACAACAAGAACAAGUCCAGAAGCCUUUGCUUUGAAGCCUUCCUUUGAAGCCUUUGAAGCCUUUGCUUUGCCCAGCACUUCUUCUGGCGGCGCCACAAGCACGAGUUCCACUUUUCCUCCCUCCACGAGUUCUGCGCCGUCGCCUGAGAAACGGCUCUUGGUGAUGCACAUCAUCGAGCAACUGGGCGGGGCGACCAAGAGUUUGGUCCAGUUCUUGUUCUUGGCGCAGCGUCUGGGGCGCAGACCUGUACUUCCAGGCAUUGCUGAUGGCAACGUGACAGACUCUACGGUCUAUCGGUCCUUCAAUUCGAGCAACGUCAAGGAUCUUGAUUAUUUCUUAGACUUUUCUAAAGUGAGUGAUCCUGAUUGGUUGCCGCCCAUCGGAUUUCGCGAGCACCUAGUUGAAACUGGCCCAAUAUUGGACGCAGUGCUCAUUUUUGUGCUGAAUCCUAUUAAAAGACCCAAGUUCCUCAAGAUAAUAGAAGAGUCAAUUGUGAUGAAUUGCUCUUGGAUUUGGAACAUGUGCCAACGAAAGCCGACAGAAUGCGGUGGUGAGUUUAUGUGGCAUAUAGAUUUGCGUGGGAUUGGCACAUGGCAACUUGCUGAAAACGCCCCUGUGCUUUGUGUUCACCACAAUUUUUCCUACUGGAACUACUCCCUGAGCGACUGGUUGCAGACCAGCAACGUAACGUCAUUUCGCAACAUCGCUGUGUUGAACUGGCUCGGGGUCACUUCAUGGCCAUGCGCGAAGAUCCUUCGUAUAUGCUCGUCGGUCUUGGACACUCGCGGAGAGGAGGGAGAGAGACCAGAGGAACAGGUUUUGAAUCUGACUCGCUUUUUGAAUCGCCUGCGGCUGGCCAGCGAGAUGGAAAGGAUGGCAGACCAUUUUUUGAUUUCGCAUCCUGCGUUGCAGAACUACAGUUACAGUGCUGUGCAGAUGCGUUCCGAAAGGAUACUCUAUGAAGGACUUCUGAGCGCAAAAUGCAACGACAGCGGCGUGUUUCAAUGGUUUUCCGAACUGAGCAACACGACAAGUUCAUGGUCUAGUGCCUGGUUUCGCGCUCGAGAUAUGAAGCUGGGUGGUUCGACGACCUUGCGCCGAGAAGUUGCACUUCAGCUUUAUGACAAUCAAAGCGUCGAGACUUUGCAGAAAUUGGAACGGGCGGUUUGGCAGAAAUCUCCGGCACAGUUCUUGGACCACGACUGCGAGAGAUCCGGACCCGUGACGUGUUUCCUGGUGGAUGUGGCACUUCUGUCGCACGCGGAUCGGCUCUUUCUCUGGGGCAACUCCGUGGGAGUUCCGAUGUUCUGUCGCAUCCAACGGAAGCACUUAGGCAAAUCAGAAGACAGCAUGGUCCAGAGCCGGGUGAUGCCCAGAGGAUGCUAAAGCAAA
Molecule: messenger RNA, 1701 nt
Organism: Durusdinium trenchii
Lineage: Eukaryota; Dinophyceae; Suessiales; Symbiodiniaceae
Source: the annotation of a GenBank genome assembly